This is a messenger RNA of Phytomonas sp. EM1, 704 nucleotides long. Lineage: Eukaryota; Euglenozoa; Kinetoplastea; Trypanosomatida; Trypanosomatidae. The record is from the annotation of a GenBank genome assembly.
GGGAAAAGAUAUUUACGAAAUAAGCAACAAUUUUAAAGUAAAGUGAGCAACACACAAAACCAGGUCUAUCAUCAUCAUCAUACCAAAUGUCGCAGCAGGAAGACGGUAGGGACGUAGCCCAGGUCUUGAGUGAUGGGAGGUACGACCUCCCAAUGUUUCUUCGCUACCUCAAGACCUUCGCUAUGAGCGGCACGCAGCCCGAUAAGGCUAUUCUACUCGGAAUCCUGAUGCAGUCGCUAGCGCGAUUCCACACUAGUGAUUUCACAGCAUGUAUGUGCCUUGUCGCGAGCUACAUGCAGGACUCCUCCAGCGUAGAGAAGGAAAUCGCUUACAUUUACGAGCUGGAGAAUUUUCUAACAUGCGGCCAAUUUACAAAAUUCUGGUCUCAGUGGAGCAAGGUCAAGGAACACUUGCCAGAGUCGUUCCAUUUCGAGACGCGUGUUCGCACCAGUAUUUUGGAGUGCAUCAGCCUAACAUUAGAAUCUAUUCCAGUCGCGAGGCUUGCAGCUUACUUGGCCGUCCCUGUCGAUCAACUUCCCCGGGUGAUCGAAAAUGCUAAGAAGCGGGACGGUGAGUUUGAGGUGGUUUCGGUCGAUGCGGAUAGCGUUACCUUCGCCCAGAAUCUGUUCAAUCAUCCUGAAAGCAGUACGAACCAGGAUAUGUUGAAGUUUUCAGAUAUCGUCACAAUCGUGGAUACAGUCUAA